This is a messenger RNA of Callithrix jacchus (white-tufted-ear marmoset), 2599 nucleotides long. Its product is annotated as short-chain dehydrogenase/reductase family 16C member 6. The record is from RefSeq and is a predicted model, not a curated record. Gene Ontology annotation, cellular component: lipid droplet. Gene Ontology annotation, molecular function: oxidoreductase activity, acting on the CH-OH group of donors, NAD or NADP as acceptor. NCBI's taxonomy places the organism in Eukaryota, Metazoa, Chordata, Mammalia, Primates, Cebidae.
UAUAUUGCACAAAUGCAAGCAUAGGUGAAGCCCAGACAAAUUCUCAUGGUUGACACUCCUUUAUGUCACCCAGACAGAACUCAGAAGGUGUGGGAGAACAAGUAACCCCAAAGUUAUUUAAGACUGAGCUUCUAUCUGCUGACAUGAGUGCUGUUUGCUUCAGCCCGUUAGGACGCCCGUGCUACUCGAGGGCAGCAUUUCUGCAGUCAAUCAACAUGGAUGUGAUUGCAGAUUCCUCCAUAUUCUUGGGAAAACUUCUAUAUUACUUUCUGGAAUCUUUGGUUUACAAGAUAAUUCCCAAGACGAAAAAGAAUGUUGCUGGAGAGAUUGUACUUAUAACAGGAGCUGGAAGUGGACUUGGAAGGCAACUGGCCAUACAUUUUGCCAGGCUUGGAGCCAUUUUAGUUCUGUGGGACAUUAAUCAAGAAGGCAAUGUGGAAACGUGUAGACUGGCCAAAGAAAAGGGUGGUGAGAAAGUGUUCCCCUAUAAGUGCGACUGUAGCAACAGACAAGAGGUCUACAGAGUCGCUGACCAGGUCAGGAAAGAAGUUGGUGAUGUCACCAUCCUCAUUAACAACGCUGGUGUAGUCACGGGAAAGCUCUUGCUCGAUAUUCCAGAUGACAUGGUGGAAAAAUCCUUUCUUGUAAAUGCCAUCUCUCAUUUCUGGACUUAUAAGGCCUUCCUUCCUGCCAUGAUUAGAACAAACCAUGGGCACCUGGUUUGUAUUUCAAGUGUAGCAGGACUAGCUGGUAUUAAUGGACUAUCAGAUUAUUCUGCAAGUAAAUUUGCAGCCUUUGGCUUUGCCGAAUCUCUCUUUCUUGAAUUAACUAUUCUAAAGAAAACUGGGAUUAAAACCACCAUCGUUUGCCCACAUUUCAUCAACACGGGAAUGUUUGAGGGCUGUACGACCAAGUAUCCGUUUCUGUUACCAAUUCUGGAGCAGGAGUAUGUGGCCAAAAAAAUUGUAAAUGCUAUUUUGGAGGAACAAGUUUAUUUAUUGAUACCCAAAUUUUUAUAUAUCGCAUUGAUUCUUAAACAAAUAAUGUCUCCAAAAAUAUUUAUUGCCUUUUGUGACUACCUUGGAGUGUACACUUGCAUGGCUUCUUUCAAAGGGAGAAAGAAUGCAAAUGAACUUCAGACUGAAACUGAAAGGAAACACCAAUAGCUUAAGCCUCAAACAUGGGAAUGAAAAGGUGUUACAAGGAUGAACUAUUUGCAAUUCUUCAUAAUGCUCAAAGCAUCACAGGAAGGAAUGGAAGCUUUCAAAAGUGUCCAUUUUUUUUCCUGGACAUAGUUUACACACCAAUUAUUUUUCUAAGCAUUCAAGUUAUCUAUCCAUUUUUUUAACUUCAUAAUUAAGAACAUUACAGUAUUUUCAAUGGAGUUUGAACAUAAUAUGUUCAUAUUAAUGCAAGUUGACCCUAAUUUAAUUUUAAAAUAGGUAAUAUAUGAUAAGUUCGAAAGAGAGAUAAUUAUAACUAGUGACCUUAUAAGUCAGUUUUUUAUGCUGAUAAUUUUUCAAUGUCAGCUUUAAAAAUACAUAUUAAUUUCAUAAUUAAGAAAAAUAAUAUUUGCCUCACAAAGUAAUGGCAUAUUUGUGUUGCCUAUUUGUUCCUAGAGUUAGAUGUUUAUAUCAAGGCCUGUAAUAGAAUUGAACAUGAAUAUUUGAUAAAAUAAUCUGUAACUUAUCAUUUUUGUUAUAUCUGAAUGUGUCAAACAACUUUUAGCUCUUUUACUCCACUAAAGAAAGUGUACGUUAUAAUCAUAUACACUACUGGUUUGAAAAUGAAUGCUAUUUUAACUGAUGUAUUUGAAUACAUGAAUAAACAUCCUUUUAAAAUCAUUUAUCCUCAUGAGAAAUGGGCACAUGUGCUAGCUGUGCGGCGAACAUUCCAAACAAUGUCACCUCUGAACUGGAAAUGGUUCUUGAGCUGUAAUCACUAUAUAAUAGUCUAGCUUUGUCUCCACUGGGCUUCAGAGCUGCUGAGUAAUGGUAAAACCAAAAACUGAAAUUCAAAAUUAAAGUAUACAUUCAGUUAACCAAAAAGUGAGCACUUAUUUUAUCAGAUCUAUCCUAGUAUUUGGGACAUAAUAUUUCUACAUUCAUGCAAACAAAAAGCAUAAUAUAACAUCAGAUGAAAAAACUUGAGAAAAAAUUUUAAUUUAAAACAGGAAUAAAACAUUCCAAACAAGCAAUAUUUGUAAGAAAAUAAAACUUAUCAUUUAACAACUUUUUGAGCAAAAUCCUAAAAUUUUUGUAUCUCUGCCUUCUUAAAUGGACAAUUUAACUCUUCUUUUGUGAUGCAGGAGCAUUAACAGAUCUUUGCCUAGGUCAAUUGACACCCAGCAGUGGCUUUUGAAGGGCCAUUUACUUCCAAAUAAACUGAUCCACAACCCCUUACUCAGGUGUCAGAAGACCUGACCUAUCAGCUUUUGCUUCACUCAGCCAAGAAUGUAUCCUGCUACUUGUAAAGCUGAACCCAUAAGAUGUACUGCUAACGGCAUGCCUCAUAUGUCUAGGUAUUUGUGAGUUGUGUACACAAUGUUUCACUACUGAAAAUAUACUUUUAAAAGCUCUAAUUAAUGGGCACAAGAAAA